This is a messenger RNA of Trematomus bernacchii (emerald rockcod), 2195 nucleotides long. Its product is annotated as nuclear factor 7, ovary. The transcript is spliced from 15 exons. Gene Ontology annotation, molecular function: protein binding; zinc ion binding. The record is from RefSeq and is a predicted model, not a curated record. The coding region runs from base 16 to 1974 and encodes 652 amino acids. Lineage: Eukaryota; Metazoa; Chordata; Actinopteri; Perciformes; Nototheniidae.
UUUUUAUGUCGCAGCAUGAGAAAGCAAACACAUUUCACAAGUCCGUGUGACGGUGAUCAAGAAACAAGAACAAGGAACAACAUACGGGAGGAAAAUAACAAGAACAAUUUCUACCUCUCUGGAGCUUUCUGGAUCUUUUCUACCCGGCAACAGGCAAGGAUGUCUUUAUGUGGACGUUUUCUGUCCGAUGAGCAGUUUCUGUGCUCGAUCUGCCUCGAUGUUUUCAACAAUCCUUCGUCCACGCCGUGCGGACACAGCUUCUGUCUGGCCUGCAUCAACAGAUACUGGGACGGGGCGAUGGUGUGCGUGUGUCCUCUGUGUAAGAAAACCUUCAUGAAGCGCCCAGAUCUGCAGAUCAACCGGACGCUGAGAGAGAUCACCGAUCAGUUCAGAUCAAUGACUGGAGGGGGAGGAGUGGGGAAGGAGAAGGGAGGAAGAAGAGGAGGAGGAGGAGGAGGAGGAAGAGGAGGCGGAAUACCGGAUAAUUUAUAUGAAGAAUUAAGGAAGAAGCUGCCUCGAGUUUCACCAAAACCUCGAAAGACUUUUCCCAGUGAGACUCCAGCUGUGUCCAUCCCAUCAUCAUCAUCAUCAUCAGUCACCCCCUCUCUGGCUUCUUCAGUCCCGAGCCAAAGUCCCAUCGCUGCCAUUAAGAUCCCCUCCGCCCCCCAUCUUCCUCAGCCAUCUUACCCUCGCUCCAACAGCCGGAGAAGGUUCACUAUGAGCGGGGCGGCGAACGGCCCGAACCUCCCCGUCUGUGAGAUCCACCACCGAGGAACCAUGAUUUACUGCCGGACUGAUAAAGUGUGUAUCUGUCCGGAGUGUGAGACCGAGGAGCAUCAGGGUCACGAUACGGUGACUCUGGAGGUCGAGUGGAUGGAAACCAAGGACAGGCUGGUUGUGUCGCAGCAGGAGAUCCAGGAGAUGAUCAGACAGAGAAUCGGAAAGAUCGAGGAGAUCAGAAAGUCAGCGAGUGAACUGCAGAUGGUAGUAGAGCGAGAGACAUCCGGCAGCAUCUCCCUGCUCUCAGACCUGGUUUUGGCCGUCAAGCGCUCGCAGGCGGAGCUGCUGGAGGUGAUGGAGAUGAGCCGGAAGGCGGCGGAGCAUCAGGCCGACGCCCUGAUCCGACAGAUAGAGCUGGAGGUGGAGGAGCUGCGGAGGAGAGAGAGCAACCUCAAAGAGCUCGUCCAAUCAGAAGACCACAUGCACUGUGUCAAGACGUUCCCCAUCCUCUCCAGCCCCCCGCCUGCCAAAGACUGGUCGGGGGUGUCGUUGACCCAUGACCUCGGAACAGGGACCGUCUACAGGUCGCUGGCCGCUCAGAUGGAGAGGUUUCAGGAGGAACUGAAGAACAUCGCAGAAAAAGGUUUUCCUCCAUUAGUACUGGAACCCAGUCCGGUCCGACCACAGCCCAAGAUCAGGAGGGUGCAGGAGUACACAGCGGAUGUGACUCUGAACGGCAACACCGCUCACGCCAGACUGAUUCUGUCAGAGGACAUGAAGAGCGUGCGUUGUGGAGAUCGGCACCAGAUGCUUCCAGAUAACCCCGAGAGGUUUGACAGAGUGGUGUGUGUGUUGGGGAGAGAGAGCAUCUCCACUGGGAGGCACUACUGGGAGGUGGAGGUGGGGGGGAAGACGGACUGGGACCUGGGUGUCGCCCGACAGUCCAUCAACAGGAAGGGGAAGAUCGAGGUAACCCCGAGCAACGGGUACUGGUUCCUCAGCCUGAGGGAGAGGAACAAGUACACCUUUCGCAGCGAGCCCUCCACUGACGUGCAGCUGAGCCUCUACCCACAGAAGAUCGGGAUAUUUGUGGACUUUGAGAAAGGACAGGUGUCUUUCUACAACGUUGACGCUAAAAUCCACAUCCACACGUUCCACGACUCGUUCACCGAGUGCAUCUUCCCGUUCUUCAGCCCCUGCACCAACAAAUCUGGGAAGAACGACGGGCCGCUCACUAUCACACCUGUCACAUGAGACAAACACACCGGUCACAUGACACACACCUACCUGGAAGUUGUGUUUCUUUUUUUUUUUACACACUUAGUUAUCUUGUAAACAUUAUUCCAGGUCAUGUUUUUGAGAUAUAAAUCCAUGUUUGGCUGCUUCAAACUUUCUCCUGAUUGUAAAUAGUUCAUGGCAAUUUGAAUAUUGUGUGCUGAUCAUUUAUUAAAACAAUCACAUUCAAUUAACAAACA